GAAAAGCGGCGUGAGUAUGUUAAAGAUUUUGUGUUUAAACGUCACUGGCGACGCAUCAGGUGUUAAAGGUUAAAAAAGGAACCGAAUUUUGGGCGGAAAUCAUAUCUCCUGGAAGUCCUUUCACCUUUCCUAAAUUAAUUUAUAAAAAAGCGCAGGAGUGAGAUAUAAAUUGAACAGCAGCAACCAGGAAGAGUAAUUAAUCAACCAAAUCAAAGCUUUGUGUUAACAUUGCUGUCUAAUUUAAUGGCAUGUGUCUGCUGUCAUGCUCUGAGGCAGACGCACAUGAAGCAGUCUGACUGACAAGUGAAAGGUAGCAUAGUAAUAAUAAUAAUAAUGAUAAUAAUCUGACGCUUCAUAAGCUGAAAACCGCCGCGCGCCGCAGAUCCCCGCCAUGGGGGUGUGGAUCGAGGGGUGACACCCAUAAAAGCAGACGCAGGCUGCUGACACGCACUGUGACGCGCCUGUCGUGGAUGCGCAGCGCUGCAGAUCGGUUAGGAUGCGGGAACAUGUGAAAUGAAAUGAUGCCUUCUCUCAUGUGAAACUGCGGAGACAAAUCUCACGGCUUUGGCUCUUUCAUAAGAAAAAGAAACAUUCAGGAUCAUGGAUGUGGCAUCUGACAGUUCGGGCGCAGGAGCUCUCAGGAAUCUCCUAGUGACCUCCGUGACUCUGCUGCUCGCACUUCACCUGUGGCUUUGGCUCCGCCGGCGCUCCACCCCCCGCCUCCCCGGUCCGUUUGCUUGGCCGCUCAUCGGGAACGCUGCGCAGCUCGGUAGCGCGCCUCACCUGUACUUGACGCGCCUGGUGAGAAAAUACGGCAACAUCUUCCAGAUCCAGCUGGGCUCGCGGCCCGUAGUGGUGCUGAACGGGGACGCCAUCCGCCAGGCGCUGGUGAAGCAGGGGCCCGACUUCGCCGGCAGACCCGACUUCACCUCCUUCCGCUUCAUCGCUAACGGGGACAGCCUGGCCUUCAGCACUGUCUCGGACUGGUGGAAGACUCACCGCAGGAUCGCGCACUCCACUGUGCGCAUGUUUUCCACGGGGAACCCGCAAACCAAGAAGACUUUUGAGCAGCACGUGCUCUCUGAAUUCAGAGAGCUGCUGGGGCUGUUCUUGGCCAAAACCCGCGAGAUGCAGUUCUUUCAGCCCAUGACUUAUCUGGUGGUGUCCACGGCCAACGUGAUGAGCGCGGUCUGCUUCGGGAAGAGGUACUCCUACGGCGAUGAAGAAUUUCGACAGGUGGUCGGCAGGAACGAGCAGUUCACCCAGACCGUGGGCGCGGGGAGCAUCGUGGACGUGAUGCCCUGGCUCCAGUAUUUCCCCAACCCCAUCAAGACGAUCUUUGACAACUUCAAGACGCUCAACAGGGAGUUCACCAACUUUAUCCACGAUAAGGUGGAGGAACACAGGAAAAGCAUGGAGUCCAAGACCAUCAGAGACAUGACUGACGCUUUCAUUGUGGCUCUGGACCAUCUCAGAGACAAAACGGGGGCUUUGGUGGAGAAAGACUAUGUGGUAUCCACGGUUGGAGACAUAUUUGGUGCAAGUCAAGAUACCCUGUCAACUGCCAUGCAAUGGAUCAUCCUUGUUCUUGUCAAGUAUCCUGAGAUGCAGCAGCGUCUCCAGCAGGAGGUGGACAGAGUGGUGGGUGGCGAGCGCUUCCCCUCCAUUGAAGACCAGCCCCAGCUGCCGUACAUCAUGGCCUUCAUCUAUGAAGUGAUGCGCUUCACCAGCUUCGUCCCGCUCACCAUCCCCCACUGCACAGUAACGGACACCUCCAUCAUGAGCUACACCAUCCCCAAGAACACAGUCAUCUUCGUCAACCAGUGGUCCAUCAACCACGACCCCAGCGUGUGGUCCCACCCAGACACCUUUGACCCUGAGCGCUUCCUGGACCCACAGGGGAAGCUGAACAAGGACUUAAUCAGCAACGUGCUCAUCUUCUCUCUGGGGAAGCGGCGCUGCAUUGGGGAGGAGCUGUCAAAACUGCAGCUGUUUCUCUUCGUGGCCUUGAUCACACACCAGUGCAACAUCACCACACACCCAGAGAGGCCGCCCAUCCUGGAAUCCCACUACGGCCUGACGCUGAAACCUCACGCCUAUGUCAUAGCGGUGUCGCUACGCCAAGACGCCACAGCAACCCUAUGAGAGGUUGAAGGCCAGCUCACCAAACACCAGCAGAAAUAAACUACAGAAAGACUUAAACAUG
Messenger RNA from Oryzias melastigma (Indian medaka), 2206 nucleotides. RefSeq names its product cytochrome P450 1B1 (gene cyp1b1). Lineage: Eukaryota; Metazoa; Chordata; Actinopteri; Beloniformes; Adrianichthyidae. The record is from RefSeq and is a predicted model, not a curated record. Gene Ontology annotation, molecular function: oxidoreductase activity, acting on paired donors, with incorporation or reduction of molecular oxygen, reduced flavin or flavoprotein as one donor, and incorporation of one atom of oxygen; steroid 17-alpha-monooxygenase activity; iron ion binding. The coding region runs from base 601 to 2145 and encodes 514 amino acids. The transcript has 3 exons. Gene Ontology annotation, biological process: hormone biosynthetic process; progesterone metabolic process.